Molecule: messenger RNA, 3414 nt
Organism: Mastomys coucha (southern multimammate mouse)
Lineage: Eukaryota; Metazoa; Chordata; Mammalia; Rodentia; Muridae
Product: C-type lectin domain family 4 member A-like
Exons: 6
Coding region: 223-954 (243 amino acids)
Source: RefSeq, a predicted model, not a curated record
UUCUAUGAUUGGACGGGUGCAUUUUCGGUCUGCGAUACUCCCUUUGCAGGCCAGGGGCGUGGACCUCAGGCUGCAGGCUGAGAGCAGCUAUCUGUUACCGUCUCUCAUCCCUAGCAGCUGUAGGGAUAAUUUGCUGCUGCGUUUUUUUUUCCUGCUCAGGAGAUAUUUUAAAGACGGCAUGACACACAUCUUCUGAGGGUAGGGGAAAAUCUUCUUCUCAACAUGUUUUCAGAAAACAUUUAUGUUAACACAAACUUCAAAAAUAAAUUUGACUCCUCAGACAUCAACACAGACUUUCGGCCAGCUCCCCAAAAGAAGAACACAUCUCAGAAAAGUUGUCACAAAUUCUCUAAGGUCCUCUUUACCUCACUCAUCAUCUAUUUCCUGCUGUUGAUGAUCUUAUUCUCCAGUGUUCUGAUCACUUUGUUUACAAAAUAUUCUCAGCUUCUUGAAGAAAGAAGAAUUAUAAAAGAACUGAACUAUACUGAACUGGAGUGUACAAAAUGGGACUCACUCUUGGAAGUUCCUUCUUUCCCCAAAGACAAAGUCUGGAGCUGUUGCCCAAAGGACUGGAAGCCAUUUGGUUCCCACUGCUACUUCACUUCAACUGACUUGGUGGCAUCUUGGAAUGAGAGUAAGGAGAACUGCUCCCACGUCGGUGCUCAUCUGGUGGUGAUCCACAGCCAGGAAGAACAGGAUUUCAUCACUGGGAUCCUGGAUACUCAUGCUGCUUAUUUUAUAGGGCUUUCGGAUCCAGGUCAUCAACAAUGGCAAUGGAUUGAUCAGACACCAUACAAUGAUAAUGCCACAUUCUGGCACAAUGGUGAGCCAAGCACUGACAACGAACAAUGUGUUACAAUAAAUCAUCGUUCGGGUACUGGAUGGGGCUGGAGUGCUAUCCCUUGCAGUGAUAAACAGAAUUCAGUUUGUCAUGUGAAAAAAAUAUAUUUAUGAAUCACACAUUCUCGACAGCUAUUGGAUUGUAUUGCUAUCCACCACUAUGCAGAUGCUUCUUUAUGUAUGCAGAAAGUUCUUCAUGUGGAACAGAGGUCCACAGAAGUUUAGGUAAUGGUUUUACAUAUGAUAAUACUGUUACAUAUGCAAACUUACUUGGUCAUUCAUCAUUCUCUUAUAUAAUGAGAAAUUUCCACAUACCAGAGACUAUAUAGGAGACUUUUUUGUGCAUAUGUGGAAGCAACAAACCUCCCUGCUCAUUCUCAGGUUCGCAAAGUGUCUUAUUUGCUAAUAGGAUUAGAUGGUUUAGUUCUUCUACCCAUCUCUCUUUCUUUCUCAAUCUCUCUCUCUCUCUCUCUCUCUCUCUCUCUCUCUCCCUCUCUCUCUGUUUUCUCUGUCUUUGAUGUAUAAUUGACAAAUAAAUCAUGUUACAGUGUUUUGACUUGAUGUGGAAAUAUAUUGUGGAGAGGCUACCACAAUUAGGUUGACAACAUCUGCUGCUUCUUCCACAGUUGCCACAGUGUGUGUGUGUGUGUGUGUGUGUGUGUGUGUGUGUGUGCAUGUGUGUAUGUGUGUGUGUGCUUUUAGAAUAUUUAAGAUCUUCUUAAACAAGUCCUGACACACAGGGUGAUAUCGUUAGCUAUUGUUGCUUUGAACCUCAGUAUUAACUCAUGUUUCCUCUGGCAGUUUGUACCCACUUCCGUCAGCAUUUUCUCAUGCAUCUCAAUACCUACACUACCAGGAACCAUACUCAAAUUUCAUCCCCAUGGCUACUCUGUCAGGUUCUAUGGGUGUUGUUUGGCUCUAACAGGUGGCUGAUCCUGAACUGGGUGAACUACAUUAACAGCGAGUUUAAGAAGACAUAACCUUCUCCUAGCCCCUCCAGCGAUUCUUAGUGUCCAGCCUUGGUGCCUGCUGCAUUUGGAACAGCCUUUGCCCUUUGCCCUGUGAAUGGAUGUUGAGGAGACCAAUAUGUCCCAUAGGAAUCUCUAUGUAGCUUAACAUUCUAGAAGCCUUUUCAACUUCUUAUCAUGAAUAUUUUGAAACAGAAAUUGACUGAAUGGUAUCAAUACUCAAAAAACUACCCCAUAUAUUUUUAAUGGUUAUUAACAUUUUGAUAAUUUGUAUAUGGAUAUGUACACAGAUAUGUGUACACAUUUGAUAGGACAUUUGAGAGUUAGUUUUCUACAUAACAGUUAAGUCAAUAUUUCAGCACCAAAUACCAUUAUCACUCUUAGAAAACUUAACAACCUUUUUUUCUGAAAUUAUGUGUGAUCUUGUCCAUAUCUCCUCAGUUGUCCUCAAAUGUUUCUUUGGCUGUUCUAGUAUGCUAUGACCAAAAGUAUCUUAUUUACUACUUGAAGUUAAUCUAAAAUUCAGGCCAUGCCUCUACAAGACUGUCCUCAGUUCAGACUCAAGCCAUAACUUCAGUAGGUCCCAAGGAUGCCUUUACUUAUAAUCAACUCUGCAGAUUUUGAGAAUUCCAUAUCUUAGGAUUUAUAAGUUGCUACAAUGACUCACUGACCUAAUGGUUAUGCUCUACAAGAAUUACCAUUUUAUUAUACCAAAAUAUACAAAUCAGAACUAAAGGGAGAGGCAUACAGGGUGAGGUCUAGGAGGGUCCCAAAUAAGGAACUUCCAUUGAUCUCAUGUAUGUAUUUCCUAGAAUGUUAGUGAAUGACAAUAUACAGAAUAGGCCCACUAGGGGGUUCUCAUCUGAGCUCCGAUGCUCACAGAUUCACAGGGGUUCAUCAUAUAGGCACGAGUGUUGACUGAUCAUGAGAGUGAACUCAGUUUUCAGCUUCACUUCACUACCAGGUGAACAUCUCAUGGCUCAAAGGCUCAUCAUUUUAAACAUACGGUCAGUGUUUCUGAAAUGGUGAGAUCCUAACAUGCAUCAUUGCGUUUGCAUGCUCUAUGAGAGAACCGAGAGGCAUAAAGCUUCAUGUUCUAGCGUGAUAAAACAGACUUUCCAAUAGCUCUAGGAAUCCCAAAGAAUUAGAGAGGCAAUCUCCCAUGACCUGUGUAAAAUUCCAGAGAGAAUCUUUGACAGUCCAACUGUCAUAUGAUAAAAAUGCAGUAGCAAGUGAAUAGGGAAAAGUGCACCAUCACCUUCACAGGAACUCCCAUAGUGCUUCAGGAUAGAUCUCAUGGUUUACGUGACAUGCAUCCUAUUUCAAAUCCAUAUUAUACUAGUUUCCUUUAAUAUCAGAAAGAAAUAUAGCACAAGUUUUAUUAUUUUAUGCUUGUGUUGCAAUGAUUCCUCUCUGUCUGCUCAUGGUAUUAAUGUUCCAUUUUGAAAUCCAAUAACAAGACAUCUAUUGUGUACAUAAUACAAAGGGAUUUGGUGUGGUUGCUAUGAUGUCUCCCAAGGCUUAAAUACUUUCCUGUAAAAAGACUCAUCUUCAAUGCUUUUGACACAUAUCCCUUUAUAUAAAGUAUGUUUUCAACCUUAACUGA